UAUGACGUCAUGGGCGGAGUUUAGUUGAAGAUCGAAUUCGGAUUCGGUUGGCGGGCGCGGCCAUCUUGGUGAAUUAGUGACCUGGCGAUUCGGUUUUAGUUAGUGAAAAAUCAUUUGUCAUCCAUAAUGUCGGAAAGGGAAGAUAAUGUGUAUAAAGCUAAGCUAGCCGAGCAGGCCGAGCGUUACGAUGAAAUGGUUGAGGCAAUGAAAAAUGUUGCCUCACGUAACGUCUCAGACAAUGAACUAACAGUGGAGGAGAGGAACCUGCUCUCCGUAGCAUACAAGAAUGUCAUAGGUGCCCGCCGAGCCUCCUGGAGGAUUAUCUCCUCAAUUGAACAAAAAGAAGAAACAAAAGGCGCAGAGGACAAACUCAACAUGAUCCGGGCGUACCGCAGCCAGGUAGAAAAGGAGCUCCGUGACAUCUGCUCCGACAUCCUCAAUGUGCUCGACAAGCACCUCAUCCCCAGCUCGCAGACAGGCGAAUCCAAAGUCUUCUACUACAAAAUGAAGGGCGACUACCACCGAUACCUGGCGGAGUUCGCAACAGGCAACGACCGCAAGGAGGCGGCCGAGAACUCGCUGGUCGCGUACAAGGCCGCCUCCGACAUCGCCAUGACGGAACUGCCGCCCACACACCCCAUCCGCCUCGGCCUCGCGCUCAACUUCUCGGUAUUCUACUAUGAAAUCCUGAACAGUCCGGACCGCGCAUGCCGGCUGGCGAAGGCGGCGUUCGACGACGCUAUCGCUGAACUGGACACGCUGUCAGAGGAGAGCUACAAAGACUCUACGCUCAUCAUGCAGCUUCUGCGCGACAACCUCACGCUCUGGACCUCAGACAUGCAGGGCGACGGCGAGUCCGGUGAAGCCGAACAGAAAGAACAAGCACAGGAUGUGGAAGAUCAGGAUGUGUCGUAAUACUUUUUAACAUUCUAUUUAAAUAUAAUAAAAAAAUAACUAUAGUAUCAUGUUAAGACCCAGCCCUCAAUGACAACCGGUUGUAAAGGUAUUCCAGCUCAACUCGCCUCCGGGAAGUUCUAACUACUCGCAUACAUACACUGAGUAAAUUGGCCGUUACAUUCUGACGUACAUAGCAACAUUCGUUUAUGUAUCGUGUCAAAUUAUCUACUAGUAAUAAUAUACAUUUUAAAUAUGUACUUCUUUUGAUAUAUUCAAUGUUUCGUUUUCGAUUACGAGAAAAAAAAAUAUAUAAUGUUUAAGAAAAGUACUUUGGUAUUGCAUUUUAUCUGUGUAUGUUCUUAAGAAUGUAUUUUCUUAAUGGUUCACUUUGAAUUGAUCUCUAAUGUUAACUACUUAGCUUCUCCACUGGAGACUCGUACUGUAUCGGCUAAUGCUAGUACACUCCUCCGUCAUCUUCUAACCUAUUAAGAUGGAAAUUGUAAAUUUUCUAAGUAUUUUAUACCGCGUGUAAAAUUAAUGUAUUCAAUUCUGUCGUAAAUCGCAUAGUAACAAGCCGACAAAUUCAAUAAAAUGUAACGAUAUAUUUAAUUUGUAUACACAGUAGCGAAGUGUAUGUAUCACGUGGAUGUAAUAGAUUACUCUGUAUCGUAUGUGUCACUCAGUGUCGAUGUCGAAUCGGUCUGCACAAAUAGUCGUUUUAUACGUGACCGCCGUCGCGGCGCGGGCCGGCCGCGAGUCUUCCGCGUGCCCUUCAUUUGUAUACAUUCGAUCGUUUAUUGAUAUAUUUUAAACGGUAACUUUUAUUAGAUGAUAUAUGUAGUUACUCGCAAUAUUUAGCUGAGCGAUAGUGGCGCCACCUGUCGGCGCGCGCCCGCCGUGUCUGCGUACUGCUCGUAUUGAUCGCGCCGAGUCGCGGCCGCGGCUACUGUGUAGUGCGCGGUGGGUGUGGGUGAGGGGUGUCGACGAGGCCGCGCUUCGUAUUACAACUUUGGAGUAUUCACACUUGAAUCGCUUUAAUUACUUACGAGUAUUGUGAUAGAGAUUUUGUAUAAUAUUUUAAUUUAUUUUUAAUUUCGCAUGUUUCUCGAAAAUAUCGCUGUAGCGCUACAUCUCUACGUUUAUUACAGGACAAACGGUAGUUCUAAAGUUGUGCUAGGUUAAGGUUAUGCACUUGGAAAAUUAUUUAUUUGCGAUGUAUCGCCCACUCGAAGACAUUCCAUCUUCAUACCUAUGUUAAAACUGAAUCUGGCCAAUGUUUGUUCGAACUGCUCCGAAAGUAGUGGGGCAUGGCAGUGUGCAGCAAGUGCGUGCCCGAGUAAGAUAUUAGCGUUAUUUUUAUUUGAAUUUGUAAUAUUGCAUAUAUUUUUGUUAAUUUAUCCACAAAAAAUACUGAUGCAAUUAGCCUUAGUGUUAUGCAAUAUUGAUUUAUGUCCUACCAUCUACAUGGAAAUUUAUUGUAAAUGACAGUGUAAAUCUAAUAAUAAAAUUCAAAAGUCCAAAACA
Molecule: messenger RNA, 2421 nt
Organism: Pararge aegeria (speckled wood butterfly)
Lineage: Eukaryota; Metazoa; Arthropoda; Insecta; Lepidoptera; Nymphalidae
Gene: 14-3-3epsilon
Product: 14-3-3 protein epsilon
Exons: 6
Coding region: 127-915 (262 amino acids)
Biological process (GO): signal transduction
Cellular component (GO): cytoplasm
Source: RefSeq, a predicted model, not a curated record